Messenger RNA from Colletotrichum scovillei, 3771 nucleotides. RefSeq lists its product as uncharacterized. The record is from RefSeq and is a predicted model, not a curated record. Bases 1 to 3771 code for a protein of 1256 amino acids. NCBI's taxonomy places the organism in Eukaryota, Fungi, Ascomycota, Sordariomycetes, Glomerellales, Glomerellaceae. The transcript is spliced from 2 exons.
AUGUUUGCAUCAUCUCUCAUUCUUCUCGCAGGGAGCGCAGCAUUGGUUGUGGCAGAUGGGUGCCACGGCGAUAACCUCCUCCGUGCCAUGGAGCGGCAUAACGGAACGAUGUACUGCUCCAUGCUCCUGGACUCUGGUGACGCCACUGCCACGCUCAGUCUACCGGAUCCUAUUCCGACGAGUUAUCCUGCCCUCUCCGUGACAUCGGCAUGUUCCUGUCUUCUAGCUCUUGAAGAGACGCCUCGGGCGCCUUGCCAUGCAAAUGCGACGGCAACGCCGGUAGCCGAUUCCUCUGCUGGGAUCGAUGACCCUGGAGCAACUGACGCCGCUUCAGCCACGGUCGUUUCGAAGACCCAAAGCAUCCCAACCGCGCAUGCAACUUUCGACGGAGGCUACUCGUAUUCCUUCCCCGGCCCAGCCAUUCCAUCCGAGACAGCUCCAACAUGCGGCUGGGGCGAGGUGACCGCUACAGUCCAAGUCACGGAGACGCAAGUCAGCACAAUCUAUAUCUACAACUCAGGAAUUCCAAACACAAGCAGCGCGCAGAGUCUAUCGUCCGUCAGCGAUGGCGACAGCGGUGGCCGGCCUGCCCCGCUUCCUACGACGAAGACUAUUACUGGUGAAGCUAGCGGGAGUGCGCCGGGGAUCGUGUCGACGGUGACGUUGAUCGGAGACUCUACCGUUGGUUUGCCCACGGGACCUGGGACGACGGUUGAAUCGACGGCAGCAGUGCCAAGAGUGACUACGAUUAUCAACGGGAACUACACGACAGUCAAGACUAUUUCUGGAGGCGAGUCUGAGCCGAGUCCCACAAGGUCUAUGGUGAGAAUCACUUCGGUCAUUAAUGGGGUUACGACGACCAUCACUGGAGCUCCUGAAUCGUCUUCGAUCAGCAGCCUCACCAACACGUUGCCUGAUGGAGCCUCUUCUUGGAGUCUAUCUUGGUUGUCUUCCAGCAUGGUUGGUGUCUCUAGCCAACAACCGACAGUAGCAACGCCGAUAUUGCCACCCGCAGUCACCACAAUUACAAGUGCCAUUGGCGGCAUGGCCUCAACCUGGGUCGUCACUCUCGGCAGAAGCACCAGCGGCGGUCCUUUCGCCAACAGCAGCACACUGACUCAACCUCCGACUCCAUCAGAAACUACUUCGGGUGCUUUUAGUGUUUUUACUAGCAUCAUCAAUGGGGAGGCCUCGACUUGGACCGUGAUAGGUGGCUCAACUCUUGUCGGUUCUCCCAACUCGACCUCGACCACGUCCACGCCAAGCCUCUCUCAGACUGCUGAGGUUAGCAUCAUUACGAGCGUCAUUGGAGGGGUUGCUUCUACCUGGACGGUGAUUGGAGGCUCAACUGUUGGAUCUCCGUCAAAUAGGAGCGCAGUUCCAACGCCUACCCUGACUCCAUCUGCCACAGAGACUGACGCAUUUAGCGUCAUCACAAGCGUGAUUGGUGGUGUUGGCUCAACUUGGACUGUCAUCGGGGGCUCAACGAUAGUUGGCUCGCCGACCCCAAGUGCUAUCGCGUCUGUCAUCACCAGCAUCAUUGAUGGCGUUGCUUCAUCGUGGACUGUAAUCGGAGGUUCUACCAUCUCCGCAAACCCCAGUGGCACAUCACCGACUCCCACGGUAUCUGGGUAUGCCACGGUGAUCACGAGUGUGAUAGGAGGGGUCGGGUCAACCUGGGUUGUUAUUGGAGGCUCGACUAUCGUGAACCCAACAAAUGCCACCGGCACUACUCCUACACCAUCCACAACUGGAGGCGCUGUCGUUAUCACCAGCAUCAUCGGAGGUAUCGCCUCUUCAUGGACGGUCAUUGGAGGCUCAACAGUCAGUUCAGUGCCAAGCGCAACGUCUGCUCCAUCUGAUCUGCCACCUGGUGCGAGCGUUGUUACCAGCGUCAUUGGGGGAGUUGCUUCUUCAUGGACGGUAAUCGGUGGCUCUACCAUCAGUCCAAUUCCAAGCCCACCCUCUGCUUCGGGCGAACUACCACCCGGCGCAACUGUCAUCACGAGCGUUAUUGGGGGCAUUGCCUCGUCUUGGACGGUGAUCGGAGGCUCAACCAUCUUCGGUUCAUCCAACGGCACGACCAAGUCUCCUGUCGCGACCCCUACUCCAACAGUCUUUACUAGCGUUAUUGAUGGUGUAGCUUCUACCUGGACGGUCAUUGGCGGUUCGACCAUCUUUGGCACCCUGACGUCAGGCUCUCCGAGUCUAGUAACAUCGACUGCCGUCAGCCUCACCGGUGGCGCCACGUUCGUGAGCACCCUCAAUGGAACGAUGCCGACAGCAGGAGGCUUGUCAACUGUCAGUGGUUCUUCAUCUACGCCGGCGAGUACCUCAGCGACCUCAACCUCAAGCUACGACUCAGCUUUCACCGGUAUCUCGGUGGUUGUGGCGCAGAAUGCGACUUCGUGCUAUGCCCUUCCUCCACCUACAGCAUCGCUACACGAGUCUCUCUUGAAUGUCACCAACCGUACUCCUCCAUAUAUCGACGCAUUUUACCUCAAUGAGACUACGCACUUCGUCCACUACCUCCGUCUGGUAGAUAAUGCCACCAACCCAGUUCUCGUUGACGUCUCCGACCCAUCGAGACUUGGAAUCGUUGACAAAGCCGGCAACGUACUCUCCAUCGACAGCGAAGGGUUACAUUUUGCCUCAGCGAACUGCUCACCUAAAAUAGACGUCUUCAUCUCUGGUUUCUUCCAGCAACUCAACACCUUGACGAAUUCCACUUGUACAAACACAACCGAUAUCCCAGUCAACGGCACAGAUCCGCGCCGUCUUCCCGUUUUCAAAGGGACGUUGGCCGAGAUGGCACAAGACGCAUUUGACAUCACUCUGCAUCUCAAAGACCAAUGCGGAAACCCUGCCCGUGCUGAUCUACCGGUAUCAGUCGCGUUAGGUGACACCCAAUGCGUUGUCCUCCCUGGUGCUGCGGGAGACUUUGUCGCAAAUUGCGCAUUCCCCGGAAGCGGGAGCGAUUCCAUGGAGUGUGAGACGUCGGUUCAACAGACUCUGGAUCAUUUGACGCAGGGAUCUCUGGUGGGGAGCUGUCCACCUCUCACUUCGGUUUGGAGUCUGCUCUUCCAGCACCUUGGCAGGGUCGUCAACGUUGACGAACUUCUCCAGCCCUUCAUUGAUGCUGGAUUGCAACUUGGCUCUGAUGCCGGCAAGGGAAUACUGGCUGUCAUCGAUAGCUUUAUGAACCUUUACGACUUCUCGGCCGCAACGUUCAAGAACUCGACUUCCGGCUCUGGAUCGGGUCUAGGUGAUAUCGUUGAGGGAUACGGUGUCACGACUAUCAAAACGGAAGUCUGCCAUUCCCUCAUCUCAACCGAGACUUUGAACCUCACUUUCACGGCCGGAACCUCCAUAGCACCUACCUCACUCGCAAACAUCACAGCACUACCUUCAACAGGCUUAGAGUACAGGCGUAACGUCACAGACCCGACAGCACUUGCAUGCUGCCCGAAUGCAAACGCGUGCAUCGUUCAAGAUGGGGAACGAUUUUACCCACCUGAAGCCUCCAUUCCUGACUCUGACUGCCUCUGCGGUAAGACUCUAGAGGGCGGGGGUAUUGGAUUCCGGACGGGAAGAUGCGUCGGGUAUGAUCAGUGUAACUCGACGUCUCCCUGUGCCGGAGGUGGUGUAUGUCUGGUUGACAACUGUUGUGGCUUCAAUGUCUGUGUGAAUGGGACGGAGUGCUCUGCUCCAAAGGCCGGUGGGAUGCGGGUGAACCUGUUCGGGACGGAGACCUCUGGAGGGCUUUUCUGA